CGAUGUUCCAAAAUGCAAAACUACGGUGAUUCCCAGGUUCCUGAUGCUGCUUCUUUGCUUGAGCAAUUUACACAAAAGCUAUCCAACUUUCCCAGUGAGGUCUUGUAUUACUUGGAGGAGUUGAAGUUGAAGGACUUGAAGUUCUAUGAGUUGCGGAAAAAAAUACAGGCAAAAGAUUCCCAGAUUUUCAAACACAUUAAGAAUUUUGGUCCCUUAAUACCCCAUCCAAAGGAAGAUAUUUUAAUUAACAAAAUUGAAAAUGAAUUUUCAGAAUGUUUGGAUAUAUCAAACGAAAAAUGUAAAAUAUCCUUGACUCUACUAUUCCAAAUUGAAAAAUAUUUAAAAUCUCUUAAUGAAGAGAUACAUAAACUAGAAUUCCAUAAAAAUUUACCCCCAUUGAAUGAAGACAUAGUAGACUUGUCGAAUCCCCAAUCUUUAUUGCACUAUAAAAACCAAUUAUCUUUAAAUGACAGUUCCUCCUUUAGUAGUAACAAUAAUUUAAACAACAGCUCAAAUAGCAAUAACAUGAACAAUUCAAUGAAUAAUAAUGAUCCUUACUUAAACAGCGGAAUAAACACUCCCAUUUCUAUAAUGGGAAGCUCAUUAAAUUUAUCUGCUCUAUCUGCUUCAUUAUCUAAUAACUUUAAUAAUAACAACAACAGCAACAACAAUAACAAUAAUAACAAUAAUAACAAUAAUAAUAAUAAUAAUAAUAAUAAUAAUAAUAAUAAUAAUAAUAAUAAUAAUAGUGUAGAAGAGGACAAUACUUUAUACUGUUUUUGUCAACAAGUUUCUUAUGGCGAAAUGGUUGCCUGUGAUGAUGUAAAUUGUAAAUAUGAAUGGUUUCAUUAUAAAUGCGUUGGUUUAACCCAGCCACCUGAAGGUUCAUGGUACUGUUCAAAUUGUUUGAGAGAACAAUCAAAGGAAAGUAACCGGAAAAAAAGA
Ascoidea rubescens DSM 1968 is the source of this 945-nucleotide messenger RNA. RefSeq names its product histone acetyltransferase YNG2 (gene YNG2). NCBI's taxonomy places the organism in Eukaryota, Fungi, Ascomycota, Saccharomycetes, Ascoideales, Ascoideaceae. The transcript is spliced from 2 exons. Gene Ontology annotation, biological process: regulation of DNA-templated transcription. The annotation marks the transcript as partial. The record is from RefSeq and is a predicted model, not a curated record. Gene Ontology annotation, cellular component: Rpd3L-Expanded complex; nucleus; Rpd3L complex.